This is a messenger RNA of Drosophila navojoa, 1027 nucleotides long. RefSeq names its product Cyclin-dependent kinase 5 (gene Cdk5). The record is from RefSeq and is a predicted model, not a curated record. Lineage: Eukaryota; Metazoa; Arthropoda; Insecta; Diptera; Drosophilidae. Gene Ontology annotation, cellular component: cytoplasm; nucleus. Gene Ontology annotation, molecular function: ATP binding; cyclin-dependent protein serine/threonine kinase activity. Gene Ontology annotation, biological process: protein phosphorylation; axonogenesis; neuron apoptotic process.
CAGCUGACUAAAUGACGGUCUGGCAACGCGCACGCUUUUUCAGGUAAUCGCGACACAAAUAUUUUAUAAACAUGCAGAAAUAUGAUAAAAUGGAAAAGAUUGGCGAGGGCACUUACGGCACGGUGUUCAAGGGCCGCAAUCGGGAUACUAUGGAAAUUGUGGCACUAAAAAGAGUCCGCUUAGAUGAAGACGACGAGGGAGUGCCUAGUUCCGCGCUGAGAGAAAUAUGCUUACUGAAGGAACUAAAACACAAAAAUAUUGUACGACUCUGUGAUGUGUUGCACUCCGAUAAAAAGUUGACAUUGGUAUUUGAGCACUGUGAUCAGGACCUGAAAAAGUACUUUGACAGUUUGAAUGGAGAAAUCGAUAUGGCAGUUUGCCGAAGCUUUAUGCUGCAACUGUUGCGCGGCUUAGCCUUCUGUCACAGUCACAAUGUGCUGCAUCGAGAUUUGAAACCACAAAAUUUGCUCAUCAACAAGAACGGAGAAUUGAAGCUGGCUGAUUUUGGAUUGGCACGCGCCUUCGGCAUACCUGUCAAAUGCUAUUCAGCCGAGGUGGUAACGCUGUGGUAUCGUCCACCUGAUGUGCUUUUCGGUGCCAAACUCUAUACGACGAGCAUCGAUAUGUGGUCAGCGGGUUGUAUAUUAGCUGAAUUAGCUGAUGCAGGGCGUCCACUAUUUCCUGGCUCCGAUGUCCUUGAUCAAUUGCUGAAAAUAUUCCGGGUGCUUGGCACACCAACUGAGGAAUCUUGGCCCGGUGUCUCGCAUCUUUCCGACUAUGUUGCGCUUCCAUCUUUUCCGCCAAUUACAUCGUGGAGCCAACUUGUACCAAGACUGAAUGCUAAGGGCCGUGAUUUACUUCAAAAACUCCUAGUUUGCCGUCCGAAUCAGAGAAUUAGUGCGGAAGCCGCAAUGCAGCACCCGUUUUUCACAGACACCUCCUCGUCGGGUCAUUAAUGUGGCAAUCAAAGUUCACUUAUAGUUCUUACGACUGUUUCAAUAAUAUAUAAUAUAAUAUAAUAUAUAAA